Messenger RNA from Malassezia vespertilionis, 1191 nucleotides. RefSeq lists its product as uncharacterized. Bases 1 to 1191 code for a protein of 396 amino acids. The record is from RefSeq and is a predicted model, not a curated record. Gene Ontology annotation, molecular function: protein binding. The transcript has 4 exons. NCBI's taxonomy places the organism in Eukaryota, Fungi, Basidiomycota, Malasseziomycetes, Malasseziales, Malasseziaceae.
AUGCCGACGCCGCUGGCGCGCUUGGCGUGCCCACAGCCGCGCAAUUUCUGGCGCAGUGCGCUAUGCAGGUCACCAGACGGCACGCUUUUCCUUGCUCGCGCCGAGUCGCAUACGCUGUACGUGUUCCGUGCAGAGCCAUGGGCCACGUUGCAGUACACGUUCCAAGCGCCGAGUCCCGUCCUCGAUGUGUGUUGGUACAUGUACCCUGCGAUAUCCGACGACAAUGUCGUGCAUUGGUGUUUUGCAGUGAGCUGCCGUGAUAUGCCGGUACGCCUGGUGGAUGCUGUAGAUGGCACGACCAAGGCAUCGUUUGGUAUUGUAAAUCAUGUCGAAUCUUUUCUCGCACCGCAAGCGCUGGCAUUUAGCAGCGAUUGUGUACGACUUUUUGGCGGCUUGUCUGAAGCGUGCACCGUGCAUAGUCUCGCCGACGCAGGCACGAAUCGGCACGCCGCCCUUGCACUCGCGGCGUCUCAGCAUGGGCUUGUUUCGGCGCUCGCGGUGGGGCGCGCGCCGCACGACCUCGAGGAGGAGAACGGGGCGCCGCUGGAAAUUACGGCGGUCGGCACGUAUGCCAAUGUGGUGGGCAUCUACGUCACGGAUGCAUCCUGGCUGCACAGUGCUGCAGAGCGAGACGAAGCGGGGCGCCACGGUGCAAAAGAAAUCGUACAGGGCGGCGCACUAUGCCUUGCAGGAUGGCGCGUUAAUGAAGGACAUGGCAUCGUGCAGAUGCAGUGGCACCCAAAGCACCGCCAUAUCCUCGUAGUCGGUAUGCGCCGCGCUUCGUACGUGUACGUGUACAAUACAAGCUAUUUGAGCGGCACAGGCACGCCAUUCCAGCGUGCGCCGGCGCUGCUAGCGCGACUGGAGCGCCCGUGCGCAAAUUCGCACCAGCGCCUCUUAUUUGAUAUCGACGCCGAGGGCCGAUUUCUUGUCGCUGGCGACGCGCGUGGUACUAUACGCAUAUGGGAUCUCGAAUACGUGCUCCGUGCAGAUACCGACGUACCGAGUCCGUUGCUCGCAUGGAACGCGCAUACUGACGCGAUUGGAAGUACACAAUUCUGCCCACAAAAGCCACAAUGCGUGCUCAGCGUAGCUGGAGCGCGGCAUUGGGAUACGACAACACAAGGGCCCUUGCCGACGGAUACAGACGCAGUGCUCUGGCAGUGGCCAAGGCCUGCAGAUACCCACUAG